Messenger RNA from Amphiprion ocellaris (clown anemonefish), 3058 nucleotides. It is a transcript of the gene csnk2a4, whose product is annotated as casein kinase 2, alpha 4 polypeptide. Gene Ontology annotation, molecular function: protein serine/threonine kinase activity; ATP binding. Gene Ontology annotation, biological process: protein phosphorylation. Gene Ontology annotation, cellular component: protein kinase CK2 complex; cytosol; nucleus. NCBI's taxonomy places the organism in Eukaryota, Metazoa, Chordata, Actinopteri, Pomacentridae. Bases 353 to 1534 code for a protein of 393 amino acids. The transcript has 13 exons. The record is from RefSeq and is a predicted model, not a curated record.
UACGUAGGUGUCGGUGGUCAGCCAUAUUGUCUCUGAUACAGCAGAAAUCACACACUGGCAGAGGCACACCGGCGACGGAGGGAGGCGAGGAUCGUUGGCUAUAAGAAACAGGGCUCAUUGGGAAGCAUUUCGGUCGUCGAAUUAUCCAAGGGGCUAUCCCACCGUGCCCCUGGUGGCCCCUCCCCCCCGUCCUCAGGCAAAGCCUCCCCCAAACCCCUUUCCCUGUUGGAAUCAAUCCCCUCACCCCUUACCUUCCCUCCUCUUCCUCCCUCCCUUCUACCCAUCGUCCCCGCGCUCCAUCCAUCCUCCACUGCAGUAAGAUCUCCCCACUAUCCCUGCCAAGCUGUCGGACAUGUCAGGACCCGUGCCGAGCCGGGCCAGAGUGUACACCGAGGUCAACACUCACCGGCCCAGGGAGUACUGGGACUAUGAGUCCCAUGUGGUUGAAUGGGGAAACCAGGACGACUUUCAGUUGGUGCGUAAGUUAGGUCGUGGCAAGUAUAGCGAAGUCUUUGAGGCAAUCAACAUCACCAAUAAUGAGAAGGUGGUGGUGAAGAUACUCAAGCCUGUGAAGAAAAAGAAAAUCAAGCGUGAGAUCAAGAUUUUGGAAAACCUACGUGGUGGUCCCAACAUAAUCUCGCUCAUCGAUAUUGUCAAAGACCCUGUAUCCCGGACACCUGCCUUGGUCUUUGAACAUGUUAACAACACAGACUUCAAGCAACUGUACCAGACGCUGACUGACUAUGACAUCCGGUUCUACAUGUAUGAGAUCCUCAAGGCCCUGGAUUACUGUCACAGCAUGGGAAUCAUGCAUAGAGACGUAAAGCCACAUAAUGUGAUGAUUGAUCAUGAGCACCGCAAGUUGCGCCUUAUUGACUGGGGUCUGGCUGAGUUUUACCACCCAGGGCAGGAGUACAACGUCAGAGUCGCCUCUCGCUACUUUAAAGGGCCUGAGCUCUUGGUGGACUAUCAGAUGUACGACUACAGUCUGGACAUGUGGAGUUUGGGCUGUAUGCUGGCGAGCAUGAUCUUCAGAAAGGAGCCCUUCUUCCAUGGUCAUGACAACUAUGACCAGUUGGUGAGAAUAGCCAAGGUUCUGGGGACAGAGGACCUCUACGACUACAUCGACAAAUACAACAUUGAGCUGGAACCUCGCUUUAAUGACAUUCUGGGAAGGCAUUCUCGUAAGCGAUGGGAGCGCUUUGUCCACAGUGAGAACCAGCACCUGGUCAGCCCAGAGGCUCUGGACUUCCUGGAUAAGUUGCUGCGUUACGACCACCAGGCCCGACUGACCGCCCGAGAGGCCAUGGAUCACCCAUACUUCUUCCCCAUUGUGAAAGAUCAGUCUCGUGUGGCUGGAUCAGCCAACCUGCCCAGUGGGAACCCAGCUGUUAGUACAGCCAGCAUGAUCACUGGUAUCUCUGCCUUGCCAGCCUCCACUGCCCUGGGCCCUCUCACCGGCUCACCAGUUCUGUCUGCUGCCACCAACGCCCUGAGCACCCCGGUACCCACUGCUGCUGGCGCCCCUCAGUGACACCCCCCCACCCCACCCAAAUCCACACUCAGCCCCCUCCCCCCCUCUUCUCAAUCUCCCCCCUCACUCUUACCAACACCCCGGGCGGACGGGGGAGGGAGUUGGGUCGACAGGUGCCACUCUGCCAGCCCUCACCACAUCCAACCUAACUCAGCGUGACAGCGACUCGCCAGCCUCCCAGCUGGAGGCCGCCAUCGUCUUAAGAAAAAGAAAGGUGUCCCCCUCCCCCCCUUUGUUCCUUUUUCAGCCUCGAAUGAACGUGUUUAACCUGACAUCUGAGAUGAAUGUUCUGUGUAACUGAAAUAUACAGAUAUUCCUUACAUUUCUCCCCCCCACAAGGUGUAGUGAAUACAAAGGGGUGUAUGUUUGUGUGUGUGUGUGUGGUGAGAGCAAUCCACGAGUGUGUGUUAAUUUGGGAUAGAGAAGGCACUGGUCAAUAAGAACAUCAGCAGAAGGUAACAGAAAGAGAUGUUGGCCAUCAGGACCAAGAGGAGCACAUCCUGUAUAGUUUACUACUGCAGCAUCGUCAAAAACACAGACCUGAUGAGAACACUUCAUUUACCUCCCCAGAUGAGUCUAAACACCCUCCAGAUCACAGCAUUUCAGAAGUGUUUGGUGCUGUUCUGUGCUCCAGGUGUGUGUGUGUGUGUGUGUGUGUGUGUGUGUGUGUGUGUGUGUGAACACAAUGACACUUCAACACUUUCUCUGCCUGAGUAGUUUUGUCUUGCCUUUUCUUACCAAACCAGAUCACCAGUCUUCUUUUUAUAUGCGACCCCACCAGUCACCUGUCAUUAAUUUGUGUUCUGAUCGAAAACGUUCUGGACUGUUGAGUAAAAAAGGUUCACCACCAUCAAGUUGUUCGAUCAGCUCUAGUGUCGAUCUCUUAAGAAGCCAGGUAAGGUUCAUUCAGGUUCUCAACAACAUGGUUUCUCAAACGUGCUGCUUUCCAGUUCCUUGAAUUACUUCAAGUGGCUUUUCUUGAAUUACUUCAAGACAUAACCAAAGUUUACUCAGUUGGUUGGAAAAAGAGACUGACCAAACCUAGUUUUAUUUUGUGGGAGUUCCUUACAGAGAUGCUGUAAUACGGGCUGACAGUGUGUGUAGUGAAUAAGGGGACAACAUGAUACAAUAAUAAUCCGCAGGUGACUGUUAGAGUUGGAGGAAAGUUCACUCGUGUUAAGUGUCGUGACAUCGGUAAGCUUUCGGAGGAGUCAUCCAGUUUGUCUUUCAUGUUGAGGGGAGCAGUGAAGUUAAAUAGCACUUGAAGGGUAGAGUUUUCCCCUGUGUUUUUAGUGCCAGAGUUUGAAAGUGUAAGUUUUAGACCCUGCUGUACAUAUGCAUCUUUUUUUUUCUUUUUUUUUCAUUUCAAAACCUUGAAAAUGCAAAUAAAUCACAUGUAUACAUUGACCUGAGAACGAAGCAGUUUGAGUCCCUACAUCACUGUAUAUAUUUUUAUGUCCUUAUGUAGAAGACUAGUAUUUGAAAAUAUUUGUGUAAAUAAACACGUGUUUUAUUUAUCAGGUA